GUGAGCCGAAGCGCCUGGUUCAGAGAGACCCGCCGGCCAAUGGGAGAGGGCGGAAGAGCGCAACAGUUACCGGUCAGCGGCGGGGCGGUGAUGGAGCCCUGAACCCUGGGCUGCUGUCAUGCUGCUGGGAGGAAGAUUGGUGCAGCAGGAUACUUAGGAAAAGAAACCGUGGUGGCAACUAAUCAUCGCAGUCAUUACAGAGGCACAAACACUAAUUUAAAAGACAGGUGUAUACUUUAAAAAAAAAUACCAAGAUGUCGGGUGCUUGAUGCCCCGCAAAAAGAAGUCCAGUCAAUUCAAGAAGCCACCCCUGCUGUUCCUGGAGAGUCCACUAAAGGGAGAAAAGUGCAAGCAAGUCUUGUCGAUACCAUCUGCAAUAAACCCCCGCCAAGUUUCCUGUAUCCCUGUUGACCAGAGGUCUGCAUUCACGUGGGUACUGCCAGAGUUUGAUACUACGACACCAAGACGAGAAGAAAAAUCUGACAGAGUGAAACAACAUAGCAUCUGCAACAAACAGGGUACUGCAUCAAAAACAGGGGCUGUGAGAAAACUGCACAUGAACUUUGUUCCUUUGACCUUUUUGGGCAGUGGAGGGAUACCCGUUCAGAAGGAAAACCACAAAGUUCAGUUUAGCACUUGUCAGAAUGUUCAAACCCAUGGAAAAGCUAGAUUCAAAACAAAUAAAACUUCAUUCAUGGGAAGCAGCUACCGACGAUGUAGAGUUGACACCUGUGGAAAAGCUCAGAAUUCAGAUGCAUUAGACAAGCAGAAAUACAGUCUAAGAUCUGCAGCAAAGAGCAACUUGGUUGGCAAAAGUACAACUUGGAACCUACCUGUGAAAAGCUCUAGUUUCUGCCCUCCAAUAAAUUGUAUCGACAAUCAAACGGGUGCAGACUUGGAUGAAACAGAGAUUUCACUUUCAGAGCACUUUUCUCAGUCAUCUGAUGAGGUGUUCACUCUGCCACAAGUUAGCACUCCCACAACUGAUGGCUUGCUCUUGCCAGCCACCUUAAAGAAAAAUAUUUGUGGUGUAUUAAGAAAUAAUGAAUUGAAUAAAGACAAUACAACUCCUCUCCCUGGUGGACUGUUAGACUGCUUAGACAAGUGUUCUGGACUAAAAGAUGACUUUUCCGAAGAAGCCCCAUCAGCAGAUGUUUUAGUCCAGGACACGCCAGAACAUGAAUAUGGACUCAAAGCAACUUGGCGAAGACGGCCACAUAUCAUGCAGUUCCUGAAAGAUCAUGGAAAAUUGACCAGCACUGAUGUGCUUGUUGGCUCUUAAACUUGCACACGUGUGAUCUUGUUUUUUAUGUAGAUUGGAAUCUAUGUAUUUUAAAAAUUACCAUUGGUAUUGUGAUUAAAACAGUUUACCUGGAUAUUGGGGUAGGUAAGAAUCUGUAGCAGCAGUACCCUUUAAGUGACAGCUGUGAACAUUGCAGUGAAGUUUAUCUCAACCUUUUUUCAUCGAGUCCAAGACAAAAUUUUAAUCCACAACUUCUGCAUCUCCCAUAUCCGAUAGCUUUGGCCCAGAUUCCAUUUUAAAUGUCUGAUGAAGUGUAUGUUCAGAUUGGUGAGAGAACAUUAUCAUUGGCUGAUGUCUACAAUAUUCUUGUGUUGCAAGUCUUAAAUCAGCAACCUGUUUUAAAUGAUCAUUUAAGGCAUUUUUGUUUUUGUUCCAGAUUGUUAGAAUAAUAGUAAUUUUGGGCUGUAAGCUAAGAGAGUCCUAUCCCAUGGGUUUAGUCAGUUCCAACUCAGUUUCUAAGGAGUGUAGGUCUUGCCUUAAAACUGCUUGAAAUAUGGAAAUAAAUUGGCAAUUUCAAGCAAGUCUGUUGAUGUGAGAAAUGGAAAUAUUGCAUAACUGUACCUGUCUUUUUCUAAAAUUUGAUAUUACCUUACCUUUCUAUUUAAUUAUGGUAACAAUAGGCAAUUUUACACCUCUGUGAAUAUGUACUUUUCCUGAAUCCCUCAACUUAAUGUGCAGCAAAAUGAAAUAAAAUUACCAAAAUUCAAGCAG
Pristis pectinata (smalltooth sawfish) is the source of this 2014-nucleotide messenger RNA. It is a transcript of the gene rhno1, whose product is annotated as RAD9-HUS1-RAD1 interacting nuclear orphan 1. The record is from RefSeq and is a predicted model, not a curated record. Bases 269 to 1282 code for a protein of 337 amino acids. Gene Ontology annotation, biological process: cellular response to ionizing radiation; recombinational repair; DNA damage checkpoint signaling. Gene Ontology annotation, cellular component: nucleus; chromosome. NCBI's taxonomy places the organism in Eukaryota, Metazoa, Chordata, Chondrichthyes, Rhinopristiformes, Pristidae. The transcript is spliced from 4 exons.